GACAGAGGCGAAGACAGUCCCGUGUUGUGAGUCUCCUCUCUGUGGGCUUCAGGGAUGGACGCGCUGGAUCCGUCUUCAUGAGACAAUGCGCACAAGGGAAACAUCACACAAAGUGUCCUGGACGCGCAAAGUAGGGGGCGAUGCUUGAAAACCAACACCCCCCUCUUUCGUUGAAUCUCUCUGCUAUCAUAUAGACGACACAUCCCGACUGGCUGAGGAGGGGGGGAGAGGAAGAGAAAAAUGAAAAGUUGAAUGGCUACUAGAGGACACCUGGGUGCGUCAGGACAGGAGGGGUGACAAGAGAGGAGCGGACGAGCCAAGCGAAGCGCACACACAGUGAAAAGUUGGGAGCAAGUUGAUGCACCGGAGGUGAUUUAGUCCCGACCCCGCGGUGUCUGUAGGACAGUGAGGGGAGAUUUACCGAGUCAGCGGUGUCUGUGAGACAAUAUAGUGAGAGAGGAUUUACUUUUACCGACCGCGCCGUGUCUGAGGGACAGGCGCGCCGGAGAGGAGUCGACUCGUCCUGCUGCUUGGAGACCUGAAGACACACCGCUACCGAAACACAGCCCUGGUGCUUCUCUUUUUUAUUUUACAAUGCCAGCACGGUGGAGAAGGCGCUGCAGCAGAGACAAUUUGUAGUUUUAUUCUUUAUUUCACAGACUAGUUUUUGGUUCGCGUUUUUUUUUUUAAACCGGAGUUUUCACCACUUCUACUAACGCAGUUAUUUUCCCAAGAGGUUUUAAGUGUCGCACGCCGGUGCCAAAGAGUUUUAACGAUCUUGGACGGGUCAGGCCAUGUAAAAUUUUGCGUGGAUGCCAGCAAGCCAGAUAUCGGGAGCUGGCUGAAGUACAUCCAGUUUGCCCCUGCGGCCAAGCAGCAUAACCUGACAGCGUGCCAGAUAGAUGAUCAGAUCUUCUACAAAGUCACCAGUGAGAUUUUUCCCGGCGAGGAGCUGCUACUUUUCAUGAAGGCUGAAGAGUAUUCAUGUGACACCAUGGCUCCUGAUAUUCAUGAGGAGAGGCAGUACCGCUGUGAGGACUGUGACCAGCACUUUGAGUCCCGCAACCAGCUGCUGGACCACCAGAAGCAGCCGUGUGGGAUGCCCCCCUCCUCUUUCCUUAACCCAGGAGGGGACAGCGACCUGCAAGCCCAGGAACCUCAAGACUUGCGACCCCUCCACAUGUCCCACGGUCUACACGAGUGUAAGGAGUGUGACCAGGUUUUUCCUGAUGUCCAGAGUCUGGAGGCCCACACUCUGUCCCACUCUGAGGAGAGAGAAUACAAGUGCGACCAGUGUCCCAAGGCCUUCAACUGGAAAUCAAACCUGAUCCGACAUCAAAUGUCGCACGACAGUGGCAAGCACUACGAAUGUGAAAACUGCUCAAAGCAGGUGUUCACAGACCCCAGUAACCUGCAGAGGCACAUCCGCUCACAGCACGUCGGGGCACGGGCCCACGCCUGCUCUGACUGCGGCAAGACGUUCGCAACGUCUUCGGGCCUCAAGCAGCAUAAGCACAUCCACAGCAGUGUCAAGCCCUUCAUGUGUAAGUCACUAAGACCCUACCUAUGCGAGGUAUGCCACAAGUCCUACACCCAGUUCUCUAACCUGUGCCGCCACAAACGCAUGCACGCUGACUGCCGCACUCAGAUCAAGUGCAAGGACUGUGGGCAGAUGUUCAGCACCACAUCCUCCCUCAACAAGCACCGGCGCUUUUGUGAAGGGAAAAACCAUUUCACAGCAGGGGGAUUGUUUGCCCAGGGUAUGCCACUCCCUGGCGCCCCUGGCUUGGACAAAUCAGCUCUGGCAAUGGGCCACAGCAGUGCUGGACUGGCCGACUACUUUGGGGCCAGUCGCCACCAUGGCGGGCUCACCUUUCCUGCUGCUCCAGCUUUUCCUUUCAGCUUCCCUGGCCUUUUCUCCUCUGGACUCUACCACCGGCCGCCACUCAUUCCUGCCACCUCUCCCGUCAGACAACCAGGCCAUGCACCUCUUGUUGGGCCUGGUGCAGAGCUGAGUAAGAGUCCACUGCUGCCUCCAAGCCCUGGACUUCAGGAGUCCCGAGAGCUCCUCAAGGCUCUGCGUAAAGAUGGUGGUGUACCUGGCAACCAGAUGCCAGGUUCAGAGCUCCACGCCCAGAGCUCCUCGUCCUCCACAAAGCAGCGGAACAAGCAGAGUGACCAGUCCGAGAGCAGUGACCUGGACGAUGUCAGCACGCCCAGUGGAAGUGAUCUGGAGAGCACGUCGGGCUCUGAGUUGGAGAGUGACAUGGACAGUGAGAGGGAAAGGGGGGCUGCUCGAGAAAAUGGCAAAGGCCCCAAGAGGAAGGCCAGUGAAGGAGGCCCCCAGAGCCCCAGCCUGACCAGCAGCAGUGCUGCUAAAGACUUUCCGGGACCUUCCCUCAUCCCAUCCUCGCUGGACGAGCACACGGCCGUAACAGGGGCUGUGAAUGACUCUAUUAAGGCCAUUGCCUCAAUUGCUGAGAAGUAUUUUGGCUCCACAGGGCUGGCUGGCCUGCAGGACAAGAAGGUCGGGUCUCUGCCCUACCCCUCCAUGUUCCCACUGCCUUUCUUCCCAGCUUUCUCUCCUCCAGUUUACCCAUUUCCAGACAGGGACCUCAGACCUCCAGGACUGAAGGGCGAGCCACAGUCUCCAGCAGAUGACUGCAAGAAGGCCCAGGGAAAAUCUUCUUCUGAGUCACCAUUUGACCUCACUACUAAGCGGAAGGAGGAGAAGUCUGCCACAUUCGCCCCCUCUAAACCAGCGGCCUCCCACUCCCUUGGUCAGGAUCAGCCGCUAGACCUGAGCCUGGGGACUAGGGGCCGCGGAGGCAAUCCAAGAGAAGAUGAGGCAAAGAAUAGCCUGGGGCACGAGGAGGAGAAGGCAGUGGUGGAGAUCCCAAAAGCUGACACGUCUUUACAGCAUGCCAGGCCCACGCCUUUCUUCAUGGACCCCAUCUACAGCAGGGUUGAGAAGAGGAGAAUGAGCGAUCCGUUUGAGACUCUGAAAGACAAGUACAUGCGGCCGGCUCCAGGCUUCCUCUUCCAUCCACAGUUUCGUUUGCCAGAUCAGAGAACUUGGAUGUCGGCCAUCGAGAACAUGGCAGAGAAGUUGGAGACGUUUGGCUCCUUGAAGCCAGAGUCUGGUGACCUGCUGCGCUCCGUCCCCUCCAUGUUUGACUUCAGAGCCCCACCCUCUGCACUUCCAGAGACGCUGUUGCGCAAGGGCAAGGAGCGCUACACAUGCAGAUAUUGUGGGAAAAUAUUCCCGCGCUCUGCCAACCUGACCCGCCACCUCAGGACUCAUACAGGAGAGCAACCAUACAGGUGUAAAUACUGCGACCGCUCCUUCAGCAUCUCCUCCAACCUGCAACGCCACAUUCGCAACAUCCACAACAAGGAAAAGCCCUUCAAGUGCCACUUGUGUGAUCGUUGCUUCGGUCAGCAGACCAACCUGGACCGUCACCUCAAGAAGCACGAGAAUGGCAACCUGUCAGGCACUGCGAUGUCGUCCCCACAGUCUGAACUGGACAGUGGCAGCGCCAUAUUGGACGACAAGGAAGACUCUUAUUUCAAUGAAAUAAGAAAUUUCAUCAGCAACACGGGCCAGAACCAGACAUCACCGGACCCCUCUGAGGAAGGGUUAAACGGCGGUCCAUUUGAAGAAGAGAAGCCGCUGAUGGCCAGCCGUGGGUCACGUGACCUGGAAGACGAGGAUGCGGAGGAGCUUGGUGCUGAUGAAGAAGAAGGGGAGGAGCUUAGCAACACCCCUGGGAAACAGGAAGACGAGGCGCUUCCUAGCAGCCUCAGCGAUGACAUCAUACAAGACGAGAUGGACUUCAGCGGUCCGAACGACUUGAACCUCAACUGCAAAACCUCUCCGAGAAGGUAUAAGGAUGAAGAGGAGCAGAGUAGCUACUCAGCCUUGGAUCACAUUCGUCACUUUUCGGACAUGCGCAAGCUGGAGGAGAGCGAAAUGAGUGACGGAGACGGAGAUGAGGACGAUGGAUCGUUUGGCUCCCCCUCGCUGACUGAUGCAGUCAAACAGCCACUCUUUAGGAAAUCUAAGUCUCAGGCAUAUGCCAUGAUGCUGUCUCUGGCUGAAAAGGACUCUCUCCACCCAGCCUCCCACACCCCGGCCACCAUGUGGCACAGUCUGGCACGGGCUGCUGCUGAAUCCAGUGCCAUCCAGUCCCUUAGCCACGUAUGAUGACGCCCCUUUGCGCUUUACCCUUUCACCUCUCAACCCCCAAACCUGACCUAUGGCACUGGGAGCCCAUUGCAGGGGCUAUGUGCGGUGGCCCCUGAUCGUCCACAGAGUGACUGCUAAGCAGAACCACGGCCCAUCUGACUGCUGAGCGGAGCGCCUUACACACAAAGCCGGGUCACUGUCCACGCAGAGCCCAGCCCAGCCCCGAGCCCCCAAAAACCUCCAACAGAUAGAGAGCAAAACGUCCCUCUGAGACCUUAAAACUGAUUUCUUUCCAUUAACACCAACCAGGAUGAUAGCAAUGAUGAUGAUUGUGGUGAAAAUAAUAAUAAGUAAUAAUAGCUGUAUUUAUUCUGCUGAAUUUCUAUGUUUUGCACAGCAAAGGCAGCUGGUGGACAUGGAAGAUGGAUGUGCUGGUGUAUCAUUGCUAGACUGCAUUUAUUGCCCAGCACAUAGAAAGUAAGGAGAACAUUUCACGCUGAGAGGGUGAGUUUGGUUGUGUCUCUAAGACAGCCAGUUUCAGCCUGGUAUGUUUCACUGUGCGAGAAGCAUAAGAGCAUAACAGCCUCUGACAAAAGUAUCUUCAAAUUAUAUUACAAGAAUUCCCUUUAACCCCCAGAGAGCCACAGGUGUUUCUCAUAAAUACAUGUACUUGAUGAUAAAAAUGAAGGGUGGGGUUAGCAACCUCGGUUCAAAUGAAACACCGCUCCAUGUAAGGACUUUAAUAUCACUGAAGUCAUUGAAGAACAAAUUUUAAAAACAAGUAAUUAUUAAAACUGAAAUCAGGCCAGUUUCCCAUCUGCGUUUUCAUAGCUGCGUGUGUCUGCACAAUCAUAGCACUGUACACAAGUGUCUACCAACUGUUCUCCACUGCACUCCAUCCUGCCCGCCUGCGCUAUCUGUGAAAGGAUAUAAAUAGAUUGUCUUUUUAGUGGAAGAGAAGAAAACACAAUUUUUUUUUUUGUUUGUUUUUUUGUUUUGUUUUUUUACUGAAAUAAGUAGCCAGUGCUGAAGUUAAUUGUUGUUCUGUAAAGGGCAUAUGUCUUUUUCCAAACCCUUGAAUCCAUCCUAGUCAGCCAACAAUACCACUAAAUAGCCUGAAUGCUAGUCGUUAGCUACUCCAUGCUCGUGUGUCUUUCAUUUUUAGACAAUCAUGAUUUUGUUUUCAUUUUUUUUGUUGGUGUUGUUGUUGUUAUUUGCUGUUGUAUGUUGAGAAUUGUAUUUAUUUCUUGGCAAACUGUAGUUUGUUUACUGAAUAGCACUGCUCUUAGCCCAGGUGAAGGGGAGAUUCCUCGCCGGGCCUAUCCCAGAGUUCAAUGGGGUUUGUAGAUUACAUUUGAGUGCCGGAUAGUAUUAAACAUACAAUUCACUCCUUAUUCUUCUAAUGAAACCGGUCGAUGAAUAGAUAUUACUUAGGGUUUUUUUUCUAUGACAAUUUAAUGAUUCAAUUGUAAAAAAUGAAAAACAUUAUAAAGAAUGAAUAAUAAAAAAAAGCCAGGUAUAAUUUCUUCAUAAACGCAUGAUUGGUCUGGUAAGAUCUGUAUCUGACAUUUUCUACGGUUGUCUGCAAGCUUGUGUGACGUUCGGUUCAUGUUAAUCCCUUGUGCCAAACUUAUGAUAAAUAACAGAUUACUUUCAUUUAUUCUCCCGUUUUGAGGGACCAGAUUUUUUUGUUUGUUUGUUCAUGUCGUUGUUUUGUUUAUAAUCGAUUUUAAAAAGUAAUCAGCAAGUUGAGGUACUUUGUUUUAAUGCUUUCUACAAUGUAACUGUUAUGCAUUUCAAUUCAAUACUGUGGGAGGAACAACUAAGAAAUAAAGGACUACAAUGUGGAUUUA
Epinephelus moara (kelp grouper) is the source of this 6042-nucleotide messenger RNA. It is a transcript of the gene mecom, whose product is annotated as MDS1 and EVI1 complex locus. The coding region runs from base 965 to 4207 and encodes 1080 amino acids. Gene Ontology annotation, cellular component: nucleus. The transcript is spliced from 17 exons. Lineage: Eukaryota; Metazoa; Chordata; Actinopteri; Perciformes; Serranidae. The record is from RefSeq and is a predicted model, not a curated record. Gene Ontology annotation, biological process: regulation of transcription by RNA polymerase II. Gene Ontology annotation, molecular function: protein binding; DNA-binding transcription factor activity, RNA polymerase II-specific; RNA polymerase II cis-regulatory region sequence-specific DNA binding.